This is a messenger RNA of Chanos chanos (milkfish), 1418 nucleotides long. It is a transcript of the gene fam185a, whose product is annotated as family with sequence similarity 185 member A. Lineage: Eukaryota; Metazoa; Chordata; Actinopteri; Gonorynchiformes; Chanidae. The transcript has 8 exons. The record is from RefSeq and is a predicted model, not a curated record. Bases 1 to 1134 code for a protein of 377 amino acids.
AUGUUUGCCAUAAAGGGGCUGUGUUACGCCGUCGUUCGCGUAGGAUCCUUACAAGGAUGUGGAAGACAGCUCCAAGCUCUGUCCUUGCUCUCCCGAACGUUUUCCAACUCAUCCUCUCCCACGGCACAUUCGGAAAAGCCCCUGAAAGAGUGGACGUUAGCAGUCAGUCCUUUUACUAAAGUCAAAUGUAAUCUACUUUGCGAUAUAUUCGUGCGUCCACUGGAUCCACAUUCCUUUCCAGAGGCAAAUCGGGCGUUCAUAACAGUUCAUGGAACCAAUGCAGAUCAAGGUCUUAAACUGGACAAUUUCUAUGUUCACUACGAGGAUCAAAGCAAUGAAUUGCACAUUGUUGCCGAGGAGGUGAAUAGUGACGUAAUCGUGGAAUUGACAGCUCCUAUUAAAAGCGACCUCCUCAUAAUGACUCGAGGACCUGGAAACGUGAAUAUCAAAAAGAUGGAAAGUGAUGUCUGCAGAGUCCAGACGGAAACAGGACACUGUGUGUUACAGUCAGUGAAGAGUCACAAAGUGGAGGUGCAGACUUCUGGAGGGAACGUCACAGGUCUUGGCACUAUUCAUGGCAAUGUAGACAUCAGCACGUCUGGAGACAGUAAUGUCAAUAUUAAAAAAAUUCAGGGCACCACCAUGAAUGUGUCCACAGAUCAAGGACAGUUGAAGGUCAAAGCCAUCUAUGCAGAGUCUACCUCAGUGUCAUCAUCGUCAGGGAAUAUCCAUCUGGGACACGUACAUGGGGAAGCCAGUGUGAAGAGUGAGACGGGUGACGUCACUGUAGAUAGCUCAAGUGGUGCUCUAAAAGUGUCCACUAACAGCGGGCUAAUAGACGCUUACAUCGGACAGGAUGGAACAGCAGACCUUCUUGCACAGCAAGGCAAUGUGAAAAUUCGAGUGCCUUCCUCUAUGAAGGGCAGAGUGCAUUUGUUUGGAAAGUCAGUGGAAAUCAGUUCAGAAAUUCCUCUUCAGGAGGCCGAACGCCACUCGACCAAUGAAAGAACUACAGUCAGAGCGCGUGUGAAUGGGGGAUCUGAUGAGGACUGCUGGAUUAAAGCCACUGCAGAGACAGGGACCAUCAGCCUCAGGACCCAGAGCUGGUUUGAGGCUCUGAGACUGGGGAGCUGAGAGUGAAAGUCCUACCCAGAUUUCCCCCCAGCAAGCUGUUUCCGGACAAAAAAUCCGAAAAAAAAAAUCAUCAGACAUCAUAGUUUUACUGCAAGUUGUUAGUACUUAAAGCACUGGGCAUAUCUUACCAUUUAAAUUUUGUAUGGAGAAGUUGAAAGUAAAUGAACUAGUAUAAUAAAAACGUAUAUAAAAGAGUCCUAUAAAAAGAGCCAAUAGAGACAACGGCAUGGAGUACAGUAGGAUAGGUAAGAACAUAUACCGCAGGACAACAUCAGUGAGACUCA